Nicotiana attenuata is the source of this 1200-nucleotide messenger RNA. Its product is annotated as isoflavone reductase homolog. The record is from RefSeq and is a predicted model, not a curated record. Lineage: Eukaryota; Viridiplantae; Streptophyta; Magnoliopsida; Solanales; Solanaceae. Gene Ontology annotation, molecular function: oxidoreductase activity. Bases 138 to 1079 code for a protein of 313 amino acids. The transcript has 4 exons.
UUUUUCUCAUAUUCACCUUUGAAGUUAAACCAAAUAGAAAUCAAUAGAAUAGAGCCAUUAGCAAAUUUCUCUUAUAUAAAUGGCUUAGUUCUCCAACUCUUGAGAACUCAAAACACAAUAUAUACUAAGAAGUAACAAUGGCAAAAAGCAAGGUUCUUGUUGUAGGUGGCACUGGUUAUAUUGGCAAGAGGAUUGUAAAAGCUAGCUUAGCUCAGGGACAUACAACGUAUGUCUUGCAGCGGCCGGAGAUCGGCCUCGACAUCGACAAACUACAGAUGUUUUUGUCGUUCAAAGAGCAAGGUGCUCGACUUGUCGAGGCCUCGUUCUCCGACCACCGGAGCCUUGUGGAGGCUGUCAAACAGGUGGAUGUUGUUAUAUGCACAAUGUCUGGUGUGCAUUUCAGAAGUCACAAUAUCUUGUUGCAACUCAAGUUGGUUGAUGCCAUUAAAGAAGCUGGAAAUGUUAAGCGGUUCUUGCCAUCAGAAUUUGGAAUGGAUCCAGCAAUAAUGGGACAUGCAAUAGAACCAGGAAGAGUGACAUUUGAUGAGAAGAUGGAAGUGAGAAAAGCGAUAGAAGAAGCUCAUAUUCCUUAUACUUACAUUUCUGCUAACUGCUUUGCCGGUUACUUUGCUGGCAACCUCUCUCAACUUGGAACUCUUGUUCCUCCUAAACACAAAGUUUGUGUCUAUGGACAAGGCAAUGUUAAAGUGGUGUAUAUGGAUGAAGAUGAUGUAGCAACAUACACAAUUAAAAGCAUAGAUGAUCCAAGGACACUGAACAAGACAGUGUACAUUAGACCACAGGAAAACAUUCUGACUCAAAGGGAGUUGAUAGGCAAGUGGGAAAAGCUUAAAGGAAUAGACCUUGAGAAAAUUAGCAUCUCUGAACAAGACUUCCUAUCUUCCAUGAAAGGAAUGGACUAUGCUGGGCAGGUAGGAGUCGGACAUUUCUAUCACAUAUUCUACGAAGGUUGUUUAACAAACUUUGAAAUUGGAGAAAAUGCAGAAGAAGCUUCUGAACUUUACCCUGAAGUUCGUUACACUCGCAUGGAUGAAUAUUUAAAACGCUAUAUUAAUUAGCUUUCUCUUUCACACACUGUUUGAUUUGGAGUUGAAAGAAAAUUACAGCAAAUAAUGUACUACAAUAAUCUUGUGUCCUGAAGAGAACAAUCAAUGAUAAUCUUGUAUUAUUUCUGCAAUA